AUGAAUGUAUCAAGAAUAUUAUUAAGUAACUCAAAAAUAUUAAAGAGGAAUAUUGAAUUUAAAGAAAUAUUUACCCCUAGAUGGUUUUUAGAAUGUCCUAAUUAUAGUCGCAUGCCAUUAUGGAAAAGAUUUUUUGAAGGACAGUAUACAAAUGGAUCUUUUUUAUUUUUUGGAAAUGCAUGGACAUCAAUGUUUGCUUUUGCAUUUAUGUUAUGGUAUUCAAGAAUUUUUGAUCCUCCACCUUUAGAAAGAAUAGAUAAAUACUGGUUGAAUUCACCAAAAUUUCGUAUUUUAUCUGCUUUUUAUAAUCAAGGUAAAAGACCAGGGGUUAAAAUAUCUUUGAUGACUUAUGAAGCAAGAUAUUUUUACAGAGGUAUGGAUCAUCCAUUUACUAUAAAUGAAAUUAAAGAUUUAUGGUUCAAGUUAAAAGAAAAUUACUUAAUAGAAAGCGUACCAGCUAUUCAAUAUCCUUAUGUUUUUAGGCAAUACAAUAAGGUCUCAUCCCCAUCAGAUUUACACGUACACCUACAUUAA
This is a messenger RNA of Plasmodium adleri (nom. inval.), 534 nucleotides long. RefSeq names its product conserved Plasmodium protein, unknown function. Lineage: Eukaryota; Apicomplexa; Aconoidasida; Haemosporida; Plasmodiidae. Bases 1 to 534 code for a protein of 177 amino acids. The record is from RefSeq and is a predicted model, not a curated record. The transcript has a single exon.